Messenger RNA from Tripterygium wilfordii, 2210 nucleotides. Its product is annotated as anthranilate synthase alpha subunit 1, chloroplastic-like. The transcript is spliced from 11 exons. Bases 1 to 1773 code for a protein of 590 amino acids. Lineage: Eukaryota; Viridiplantae; Streptophyta; Magnoliopsida; Celastrales; Celastraceae. Gene Ontology annotation, molecular function: anthranilate synthase activity. The record is from RefSeq and is a predicted model, not a curated record. Gene Ontology annotation, biological process: L-tryptophan biosynthetic process.
AUGGAAACCCUCCUUUAUUAUUCUUCCCCGAUGAAAUCCCCAAGUUUUCACCACAGCCUUGUGCCUUCCGGCAACAGCCGGUUGUCGUCGCCGGCGCAGUUGCAUAGGUUUUUUAAGCGCAGGGCGAGCGAGCGAGCUUGUGCCCGUAGCGUCAAAUGCUGCUCUUUAGACAACUUGUCUUUAGUCGACAGUGUGAAAUUCACCGAAGCGGCCGAGAAGGGGAAUGUAAUCCCCCUUCACUCUUGUAUCUUCUCCGACCAGCUGACUCCGGUGACGGCUUAUAGGUGUUUAGUAGACGAAGAUGACAGAGACGCACCGAGCUUUCUUUUUGAGUCGGUGGAGCCAGGGUUCCGGGCAUCGAAUGUUGGGCGGUAUAGUGUUCUCGGAGCUCAUCCAGCGAUGGAGAUCGUUGCAAAAGAAAAUAAAGUUACUAUAAUCGACCAUGAGGAAGGGCGUUUGACAGAAACACUGGCGGAUGAUCCAAUGGUGAUUCCUAGACAAAUUUCUGAGAAAUGGAAGCCACAGUUAAUUGGUGAACUCCCGGAAGCAUAUUGUGGAGGCUGGGUUGGAUACUUUUCAUAUGAUACAGUUCGCUAUGUUGAGAAGAAAAAACUGCCAUUCUUGGGGGCACCCAAGGAUGACCGAAACCUGGCAGACAUACACCUUGGCCUGUAUGAUGAUGUGAUUGUGUUUGAUCAUGUGGAAAAGAAAGUUUAUGUAAUUCACUGGGUGAGGGUCGAUCAUUACUCCUCUGUAGAGGAGGCUUAUACUGACGGAGUGAAAUGUUUGGAAAAGUUGUUGGCCAAAGUACAAAAUAUUGAUCCGCCAAAGCUAUCUGCAGGAUCUGUAAAAUUACAGACUCGUCACUUCGGUCCAUUGCUCAAGAACUCAAACAUGACGAGUGAUGAAUUCAAGAAUGCAGUAAUACAGGCAAAAGAACAUAUUCUGGCAGGGGAUAUUUUCCAGAUAGUACUAAGUCAGAGGUUCGAACGCCGAACCUUUGCUGACCCAUUUGAAGUUUAUAGAGCAUUAAGGGUUGUGAAUCCAAGCCCCUACAUGUCUUACCUGCAAGCUAGAGGGUGUAUUUUAGUAGCUUCAAGCCCAGAAAUUCUAACGAGCGUGAAGAAGAAUAAGAUAGUAAAUCGACCAUUGGCUGGUACAGCACGGAGGGGCAAGAAUCCUAGUGAAGAUGAAAUGUUGGAGGUCAAACUCCUUAAAGAUGAAAAACAAUGCGCAGAGCACAUUAUGCUGGUUGAUUUGGGCCGGAAUGAUGUCGGAAAGGUAUCUAAAUAUGGUUCUGUAAAGGUUGAAAAGCUUAUGAAUGUGGAGCGAUAUUCACAUGUUAUGCACAUAAGCUCUACGGUUACUGGAGAGCUGCAUGAUGAUCUCAGUUGUUGGGAUGCCCUGCGUGCAGCAUUACCUGUCGGAACUGUUAGUGGAGCUCCCAAGGUGAAAGCAAUGGAACUAAUUGAUCAGUUUGAGGUCACAAGGCGUGGCCCAUAUAGUGGAGGUUUUGGUGGUAUUUCAUUCACCGGAGACCUGGACAUUGCACUGGCUCUCAGGACCAUAGUCUUUCCAACUGGAGUACGAUAUGACACCAUGUAUUCAUACAAGGAUGCAAACAAACGCCAAGAGUGGAUUGCUUACCUUCAAGCCGGGGCAGGCAUAGUCGCGGACAGUGAUCCUGAUGACGAACACCGUGAGUGCCAGAACAAAGCUGCCGGUCUCGCUCGUGCCAUUGACUUGGCCGAGGAAACAUUUGUUGAUAAAUGAUGCAAGCUUUGGCAGCUUGUGUUAUGCUGACUGCCCAACCCUGCUCUUGAAUUUAAAAAUAACUGCUGAGAGAGGCAGAGUAGAAUCCUGGCUGAACAUCCUCAAUUGUUAUUGUCGUUGUAGUAAGUAACUGUAAUAGAGGGGUAAAGAACCUUUUUCAUUGCACCCAUAUCCGGAUCUUAGCUUUUAUAUAUGUUUCAUUCUCUCGCAUGUUUGUGUGUUUUAUAUGUUCUGAUAGUUCAUGGGCAAAUUAGCCAUGGUAGAACAAGAAUGUGAUGGGGUUGUCUUUGCAACAAUCAAGCCAUCUGGUUUCUUCUACUUGCGAAGACCUCUGCUUGGUUAGCAGACUCCAUUGGAGAAGGCUUUUAAUUGAGGAAGUAAUACACUCGAAACAAUUAACUGGACAAGUCAUGGAGAGAUAGUAGAUGCAUUAAGCU